This is a messenger RNA of Protopterus annectens (West African lungfish), 2692 nucleotides long. It is a transcript of the gene CROT, whose product is annotated as carnitine O-octanoyltransferase. NCBI's taxonomy places the organism in Eukaryota, Metazoa, Chordata, Ceratodontiformes, Protopteridae. The record is from RefSeq and is a predicted model, not a curated record. The coding region runs from base 203 to 2041 and encodes 612 amino acids. Gene Ontology annotation, molecular function: carnitine O-octanoyltransferase activity. The transcript is spliced from 17 exons. Gene Ontology annotation, cellular component: peroxisome.
GAGGGUUGUACUACAUGAGCGGUAAACAGAGACUUGCUAUUAGGGGCUAACAACUGUGUUAUGUGGUAAACGCACUUGGUACCGUUCUGAUCGAGUACAUCAUCUUGGUGUCUUCAAAAAGCUGUAUAUACUGGCAAGUAAAGAAGUCGGUGCAGGUUAACUACAGCAAAUCCUGAUUUGAGGGACUGUAACAAGAGCAGAUAUGGAAAAUCAAACGUUCGAAUGCACAGAAGAGCAAACGUUUCAGUACCAAAGCACCCUUCCAUCUCUGCCAGUUCCCCCUCUCAGUGAAUCAUUGGAAAAGUAUAUAAAUGCAGUAAAGCCAUUUGUCAAUGAAACUGAACUUCGGAGAACCCAAGAAAUCGUUAAAAAUUUCCAACAUGGUAUUGGAAAAGAACUUCAACGAAAAUUGCUUGAACGGGCCAGAACUAAGAGAAAUUGGCUGGAAGAGUGGUGGCUGAAAUCAGCAUAUCUUGAAGUCCGUACCCCAUCACAGCUUUUUGUGAAUUUUGGAGGAGCUGCACCUUACAUUGAACAUUAUUGGCCAGCCAAAGAAGGCACACAGCUGGAAAGGAUUGGCAUAGCUUUAUGGCAUAUCCUGCAAUUCUGGGACCUAAUAAGAACGGAAAGACUGGCUGUACACAAGUCUGAAAAUACUCCUCUAGAUAUGGAUCAGUUUCGCAUGCUGUACUGCACUUGCAAGAUCCCAGGAAUAACACGGGAUUCUAUUGUCAGCUACUUUAAAACAGAAUCUGAAGGAAAAUGUCCAUCCCAUUUAGUGUUUAUGUGCCGAGGUCGAAUCUUUACAUUUGAUGCUGUACAUGACAAGCGAAUAAUUACUGCUCCAGAACUGCAAAGGCAGCUUACGUAUAUCAGACGGAGGUGUGACAGUGAACCUGAGGGACCAGGAGUUGCAGCCUUAACAUCUGAGGAAAGAACUCAUUGGGCAAAAGUUCGAGAAUAUCUUAUAAAUUUGGACCCCAAGAAUCUAUCAGUACUAGAAAAAAUCCAAAGCAGUUUGUUAGUCGUUUCAUUAGAUGAUGCGAGUCCGUAUGCGACACCCGAAGAUUAUACCCAGAUUUCCUUGGAGGCAUUAUCUGGAAACCCAACAGUACGCUGGGGUGACAAAUCAUACAAUCUUCUCUGUUUUUCCAAUGGAACAUUUGGCUCCAAUUGUGAUCACGCUCCGUAUGAUGCUAUGGUGUUGGUAGCCAUGUGCCACUACUCUGAUCAACAGAUUAAAGCGAGUGAAGGGAAGUGGAAGGGUUCAGAUGUUGUGCGUGACAUUCCUUGGCCAGAGGAGCUCAUUUUUACACUGGAUGAAAAGCUCUUGGAUGACAUUGAAAAUGCAAAACAGCAGUACUAUGAGAAGGCAUCUGACUUGCAGCUGGUAAGCUAUGCAAUCACUUCCAUUGGCAAGGCUUAUAUCAAGAAACUAAGACUUCAUCCUGAUACAUUUGUCCAACUCGCACUUCAACUUGCCUUCUUUCGACUUCAUGGACGACCAGGAUGCUGCUAUGAGACUGCUACAACCAGGCGCUUCUAUCAUGGACGUACAGAAACUAUGAGGCCUUGCACUGUAGAAGUUGUAGAAUUUUGUAUGGCUAUGUUGGAUCCAGCUGUUGACUUUGGUAGAAGACGACGACUUAUGUUAAGUGCCUUUGAAAAACACAACAAAUUAAUGAAUGAAUGCCAAAAUGGAAAAGGAUUUGAUCGUCAUCUUUUGGGUCUCUUUUUGAUAGCAAAAGAAGCUGGCCUUCCAGUACCUGAGCUGUAUACAGAUCCUGCAUAUACCAAAAGUGGUGGAGGUGGAAACUUCAUUCUUUCAACAAGUCUGGUUGGCUAUACAGCAGUUCAUGGCGGUGUUGUUCCUAUGGUACCACAUGGAUAUGGCUUUUUCUAUCGCAUCAGAGAUGACAGAAUUGUUGUGACAUGCACUGCUUGGAAAUCCUGCCCAGAAACUGAUGCAGAGCAGUUAUAUUGGCAUGUAGUCCAGUCUUGCCAAGAAAUGGUCCAGAUAAUGGCAGCACCCCGUCUUUAAGGGCUGACGACAUGCAACAGUGUUCAAGAUGAGAGCUUCUUUUCUCAGUUAUGAAAUGAGAAACUUUAUUAUGCAGCACAAUGCAAAUUCCUCGGUGGACGGAUGUAGCAACAAUUCAAUUAAUUUUGAUUUUUAUGCACUCAACAAUGCAGAUAGAUUAUGCAGUAUCAAUGCAGAAUUAUAACCCCCCCCCCCCCCCCCACAGAUGCACAGCAUAUUUUAUCCUAAUAUAUCAGCACUGUGUUUUUGGUUAACUUUUAGUACACAUUAAGAGUGAUACAGUUGUAAACACUUUAUAUUUUUACUUUGCCUUUGGGCCUAUUACUACAAAAACAGAAGGUGGGUUGGGCUUCACUUGGUUUCCUUACAUGAUAAACACAGUUCUGAAGGAGUUUGAUUCUGUCAAGCUUCAUGCCAGAGAAACAGUGGGCAUUUGCUAUACUGGAACUUUUUAUGUAUUUUAUAUGCCUUGUGGUGGGGGCGGGAAAGCUCUCAGUAACUUAAUGGUGUGAUUAUGCUAAUUCAGUGCUCAUGUUGCUAAAUAUUUUGGCAGUUAAUCCUUCUGUAAUCGUAACUGUCUGUGUUUGGUAUUAAUUACAAAAUCUGUCUCUUUUUUUAUCCUUUUUAUUGUCUGUUUAAUAAUUAUAGUUG